This is a messenger RNA of Xenopus tropicalis (tropical clawed frog), 6883 nucleotides long. The record is from RefSeq and is a predicted model, not a curated record. NCBI's taxonomy places the organism in Eukaryota, Metazoa, Chordata, Amphibia, Anura, Pipidae.
GGGAGGCGGGGGCGGGGCCUAUGACAUCAGGCCCUCAGCUUGAAUCAGUGUAGAGAGCUGCUGCUGUACCGAGAUACGCAUAAUCAGUCUGCAAGGAGUGGCUGCUGCAAGGCGCCCGGAUUCCGUCAGCAGCCGCAACAAGCCCUGGCUUCCUGCAUGUACAGCUGAGGGCACUGCGCAAGGGAUUACAAUGCCAGUGCAAGCGAGGCAAUGGAAUUGUUAGGAACUGAUGAUGAUAUAUCCGAAAUGUAGCCCUAAAUGAAAAACACUUUAGGUUUCACAAGCCAGAAAGGAAGCUAGCCUUCCUUAUGACAAGAUGUCUGUAAGAGAGCACAGUCCGCGCCAUGGUGCCAGGCCUCGCUCCACUAUCGAUGUCAGCUCUGAAAUGAUGGGCUUGUCACUGGCGGGAAACUUCCAAGACCCUGAUGAGCCAAUAUUAGAAUUUAGUUUAGCAUGCAGUGAACUUACUACACCAUCACUGGAUCGAAAACCAAAUAGUUUUGUAGCAAUUAGUGUUACAACUCCACCUCAGGCUUUCUGGACAAAACAUGCACAGACAGAGAUCAUAGAGGGGACAAGCAAUCCAACAUUUCUCAGCAGCAUUGCCUUUUUCCAAGACUCUCUAAUUAAUCAGAUGACCCAGAUCAAGUUGUCAGUCUAUGAUGUUAAAGACAGAUCUCAGGGAACGAUGUAUUUGCUGGGCUUUGGGAAGUUCACUGUAAAAGAAGUUCUACGGGAGAAGAAUCACAGGCUGUGCUUACCACUAUGGUCUGCCGAGCAAGAACCUGUGGGUAAAAUCACAGUAAUAGGCUGGCAAAUGGAGGAAAAGACUGACCAACGGACUGCUGUGACCAGAUCACCUGAUACCAUUAAUGGAAGGACUGUUCUUCCUGUUGAUGAAAGUUUAACAGAAUCUCUAGGAAUUCGGUCAAAAUAUGCAUCACUGAGGAAAGAUACAUUACUGAAAACAGUGUUUGGCGGGGCAAUAUGUAGGAUGUAUAGGUUCCCUACCACGGACGGUAACCACCUGCGGAUACUGGAGCAGAUGGCUGAGAGUGUGCUCUCUUUGCACAUUCCCAGACAGUUUGUGAAGCUGCUUCUGGAAGAGGAUGCUGCCAGGGUUUGUGAAUUGGAAGAACUCGGGGAGCUCUCUCCAUGUUGGGAAAACCUUCGCAGGCAGAUUGUGACACAGUACCAAAACAUUAUACUGACAUACCAGGAGAACAUGACCAACCUCCAUCAGUACAAAGGUGUGUCAUUUAAAGCAAGUAGCUUAAAAGCAGACAAAAAAUUAGAAUUUGUUCCUACGAAUUUACACAUUCAGAGAAUGCGAGUUCAAGAUGAAUCUGCAUCAGAUCAGAAUUAUGAUAUAGUAACAAUUGGGGCACCAGCUGCUCACUGCCAAGGCUUCAAGUCUGGGGGCUUACGGAAGCAGCUGCACAAAUUUGAAGAAGCUAAAAAGCACAGUUUUGAGGAAAGUUGUACUACGUCAUGCCCACAGUCUAUUGUGUACAUACCGCAGGAUAUAAUUCGGGCUAAAGAGAUCAUUGCCCAUAUUAAUACGCUAAAGACUCAAGUCAGUUACUAUGCAGAGAGGCUGUCCAGGGCAGCCAAGGACCGAUCGGCCAAUGGACUUGAGAGAACACUUGCCAUCUUGGCUGAUAAGACUAGACAACUAGUCACAGUCUGUGACUGCAGACUAUUAGCAAAUUCAAUACAUGGACUCAAUGCUGCUCGACCAGACUACAUUGCAUCCAAAGCCUCACCUACAUCUGGUGAAGUCGAUCAAGUCAUGCUAAGGAAUGACCAGGACACCUUGGUGGCAAAGUGGACUGGGAGAAAUAGCAGGUCUUCUCUUCAAGUUGACUGGCAUGAGGAGGAGUGGGAUAAAGUAUGGUCGAAUGUGGAAAAAAGUCUAGAAUGUAUUAUUCAGAGGGUAGAUAAGCUUCUACAGAAGGAACGUUUGCACAGCGACAGCUGCGAUGAUGUCUUUCAGUGUGAAAUCAGUUGUUCUAGCAAGAAAGGUAAUCUGAGAAAUCAAGCAUACUGGAUAAAUCCAACAGCCUCCGAUGACGAGGCCCUAUCAUCUCCAUCAUCAUCUCCAUCAUCUCCUGCAUGCCAUCCUCCCCAGUUUACAAAUUCCAGUUCGGCAUCUGAAGAUCCCAGCCCAGGUGAAUGGAGUGAAGCCCUUUACCCCUUGCUGAGCACACUUACGGACUGCGUAGCCAUGAUGAGUGACAAGGCAAAGAAAGCUAUGGUGUUCCUGCUGAUGCAGGACAGUGCUCCCACUAUCGCCAUGUAUCUCAGCCUCCAGUACCGCAGAGAUGUGGUCUUCUGCCAGACCUUAACAGCGCUUAUAUGUGGCUUUAUUAUCAAACUAAGAAACUGUCUUCAUGAUAAUGGAUUUCUGCGGCAGCUCUACACAAUAGGUCUUUUGGCUCAGUUUGAGAGUCUCCUAAGCACAUAUGGAGAAGAAUUGCCAAUGCUGGAAGACAUGAGUAUAGGAAUCAUGGACUUGAGGAAUGUAACAUUUAAAGUAACUCAAGCUAUUUCCAAUGCCUCAUCAGAUAUGCUGCCUGUUAUAACUGGAAACCGUGAUGGAUUUAAUGUGCGAAUCCCAUUGCCAAGUGCUUUAUUUGAUGCUCUUCCACGUGAGAUUCAGAGUGGCAUGCUGCUAAGGGUUCAACCAGUCCUCUUCAACGUGGGAAUCAAUGAACAACAAACGUUAGCAGAAAAGUUUGGAGAUACAUCCCUUCAGGAGUUAAUAAAUAUGGAGAGUCUGGUGCGGUUAAAUUCUUAUUAUGAGCAGUUCAAAGAGGUUUUACCAGAAGAUUUUCUUCCUAGGUCACGUAGUCAAACCUGCCUCCCUGAACUGCUUAGAUUCCUUGGUCAAAAUGUUCAUGCACGAAAAAACAAAAAUGUGGACAUCCUGUGGCAAGCUGCAGAGAUAUGUCGAAGGCUGAAUGGUGUGCGCUUCACAAGCUGUAAGAGUGCCAAGGACCGUACAGCUAUGUCGGUGACACUGGAGCAGUGCCUUAUCCUGCAGCAUGAACAUGGAAUGGCGCCCCAGGUUUUCACACAAGCGCUAGAGUGCAUGCGAAGCGAGGGCUGCCGUCGAGAAAACACAAUGAAGAAUGUAGGAUGCCGCAAAUACGCAUUUAAUUCUCUACAACUAAAGGCUUUUCCCAAGCAUUACAGGCCUCCGGAAGGAACCUACGGCAAAGUGGAAACAUAGAAUCUGUUGAAUUCUUCUGUACCAUUAUUGUUCAUAUUCAAACAGAUUUUUUUUAAUACUUUACUUUUUAAAGCAACUUUUAUUUUAUUAAACUAAGCAUGUGUUAGGACUGGUUAUGUCACCUUUGCUAGAAGUACUGCCCAUAAGCUGCUCAUGGGGAACUGUGAAUCCGACACGUCAAGCAAAAUGGCUACUUCCCUCCUGAACGAGCAGUGACCAUGAUAAUGUGAAUAGUGAUGGCCUGCAUUUUAAUGGAGGUUUCUUGUCAGUAUUCCUGUUGUUUUCUUAUGCUGUAGCUCAUUAUGACUGUGUGAUUGCACAACACCCUCCAGUAGAGUAAGUAGGAAUCCACAGCAUGCUGAUUAUGAGAUUACAGCUGAAGUGCAAAUCAGCAGUUUUCUUAGGCUUUUAUAUGUUUCAUGUCUGUGUUUAAUGGUAAAAUAGAAAAACAUGACGGUAAAUCUGUUUCAUUAGGAAGUCAGAAUUGAAACAUUUAAUUUAAAAGCUAAAGUAAAAUGAUAAGGAUUCACCAGCAGCAAACAAGCUUCAGAGCAAUGUCCAAAGUCUAUUUACUUGUAAGCUAUUUUCGUCAAUCCCAUAAAGCAUCUUUUCAGCAAAUAUUCUAACUCAUUUUACUAAUGCAUAAAGAGAAAGCUUAUGUACACCCCAGUAUUGCAAAGCAUCCUUCCCUGUAGACUUGGCAUGUUAACAUUUUACCUCAGCAGAGUGCUCAUUUUGGCUGCCCCAAUGUUCAUGCUAAAAAGGGACACUUAAAUGAAAAAUACUUCCUAUGUUGUCUUUUCUUUUUUUAAAGGGAUAUUCUGACUGUACAUGUUGUGUACAAAUUUGUUCUUCUUAUUUUAAAUGUGUAGAAUCAUGGCGGAACAUAGUUCUUAUAAUGGUGUGCCUAGCAUCUGCUUCCUUAUGACACAAAUACGUCGUGUUUUAUUCUAAUAGCAUCCAGUUAACGUCACUGUUUAAUAUUUACAACAUUAAAUUAUGAUAAAGCUGCUGUGUGGAUAAAACAAAAUGUAAAGAGAAUACAAGACGAGUUAUCCAGUACUGGCAGGAUUUUUUCAUUCCUAUUUAAAAAAAAAAAAAAAAAAUCACUUUUUUAAAAUCAUAUUUUCCCAGAGCUGUUUUGCUUCCAGGGUUCCUGAUCACUGCUUUGGAGAUUGGCAGUUUUGGGUAGGAGGCAGGCACAUGCACGUGUACAUGUGGAGCUCAAUUGUAACAAGCUGCAGACACCUAUAUCUGAAUAUAACCAUUUCCUUUUACCUGGAUUUUGAACAAAGGUCAAGAAAUGUGUUAUAGGGGAUAUAGAUGGUCCUGCCUAUUGUAGGUGUCCAUAUAAUUAAUUAAGAAUCCCCAUUCAAAAACAACUGUGCCACAGUGAUAACACGGAAAAUAACACAACACUAUUUAAUAUGUAAAUAACAUAUCAUUUACUGUAGUCAUGAUUUUUAUUAAAGAAAAAGUGAGUAGUAGUCGAUUAUUAUGGGGAAAACUAGCAGGACUGCAAAAGUACCAAAAUGUGUGUGUUGUAGGUAGUGUCAGCCUACCAAUAUAUUGCCCGUCCUUACAGGUACCCAAGAUUACUUCUGGUGGCCAAAGACUAGCAUUUAUUGUCUGCACAGUAAGUGCCUCCUUGGAGCUAGACUGUCUCCAAGGCUGAACCCUACAUACCCCUCUGCAUAGCUGUAUAGCACAGCAAGUUCUAAUUCCUCCUUUCACAUACCUCCCAACAUUUUUAAAACGGAAAUAGGGACAAAAACAAAUGCCUUGCGCAGCGUAGCAAAUUUUUUGACCACGCCCAUUUUUUCAACAACACCCCCUAAAUACCACUCCAAUUUGACUAAAUCUGGCUGGUUAUUUAGAGUUUGAACACAUUUCUGAGGGUCUUGGGGUCCUGUGUUAUUACAGUUUUGCUGAAAAAGGUGAAAUUGCCCUUUAAGCAAGUCUUAGUUCCCCUAAGAGACCUGUUUAGCUUAUUAGUUACAAUUGUAUCUCAGUGCAGGGGGGACUUUUUACCUUUCUGGACUCUCAGCCCAAAACCCACUUGUUUAAUUAAAAGUGAGAAACAAUGUUUCUAAGUGCAGGUGACGCUCGUUAAGAUUUCUUGGCUCUCUGCCAAAAGCUACUUUUGAUUACAUUUGUAUCUUUUUUAGCUUCAGUGCAGGAGAUCAAAGGGUAAUGAGGGACUUUUCAGUAACAGUUGGGAGAAAAGAAAUGUAUCUGUGACAGAUAAGGUUAUGUGCUAGACUUUAAUAAUAUUUUGCAAAUAAGUAUUGUAAAUAGGAUAAGAGGAGGAGUUCCUAGAUUGCUGCUAAUUGGGCUAUGACAUACGCCAUAAUGUGAUACCAGUGGCGCUGCAAGCAUCCAACUGGCAAUAUUUACCUGCUGACAGCUAUUAAGAGUGGAUUGGGCAGGAGAUGAUUUGCCAGGAUUAUAUAGAAGAAGAUGCUGCUUAGAUAUUCCCAAGAAGCCUUAAUGUGAUUAGAUGCUACGAUUUGACUUCAAGCAGACAUCAUUUUUAUUUCGAGUAUGUGCCAUGCAGGUGGUUGUUCAGAAGGUAGAUAUGUGUUUCUGUUAGUUUUCAGGAAAUAUUAUCUAUGUCUGUAUGCCGUGCACGAUAACAUGCUUAGAAAUUUGCAUUGGAUUCCUGCUCUCCUGUAGUUAAGGAAACAGUGUAAAGAUACAGACAUGAAAUAUAUAAAGAAAUGCUUUAGAAGCAAUGAUAAAAAUAGAUUUUUACAAAUGUAGAAACAAAUGACGUAUCUCUAUGCUGUAGCAAUUUGCAUUUCAUUAGUAAAACCUUGAAGGCUUGCAACACUUUAUAUUGCCUAUAUUGAUAUUAAUGUUAUGUUUAUAUAAGCAUGAAGUAACAUUCUUUCCAGAAAGCUGAACAGGAACCUAUCACCCUAAUUUAAUAAUCAGUUUUUAAUAGUGCUGUGUUAUUUUCUAUAAUGUGAGAUCAUAAUUUGUAAUUUUCCAUUCUUGUGAUAAUAUCCCAAAUUUGUCAUGUAAUCCUUUAUCACUCACAGUUUUGCACAAAUCCUUCCAAGCAGUUCUAGAGGCUUUUGGCCAGUAAUGUCAGAUUUAUUGUAUUAUUUCCACAUACAUUCAUAAGCCUUAGCUAUACAAUUUUGUGUGCACUCCAGAUUGCUUCUUAGUAAACCCUGCAGAUAAUGUUCUGAUGAAGAAAUUAAAUAUCAGCCUUAUUACUGUAAACCAGGGAUCUAGCACAUUCAGCUGUGGCCUUCCAAACAACUUCCAUCAGCCAGUGGCCAUUGGGCAAUACCUGGGAUUUGUAGUUAGGCAACAGCUGAAGAAGCACUGGUUACAGAUCCCAGCUUUAAACACAACAGUGGUCUUUUUAUUAAUGAAGUUUUUGUUACAGUAACAUUAUGUUAAUUCUAUUACCUGUUCAUCCACAUGUGAAGUAAAGUUAUGGUUUUCAUUGCCUUUGCAGUUGUACAGAUAUUCUAAUAUUAUUGAAAAUUUAAUACCUUUCUACUUGCCAAGCACUGUACACUUUAUUUAUUUAAUUUGGACAGUAUUAUAGUAUAUAUGGUUCUGGUUUUUUAUCGUUUCAUGUAAUGCUGUAAAUGUGCUAGUCUUUGGGAUGAAAUAAAGGACUGACCAACA